Daktulosphaira vitifoliae (grape phylloxera) is the source of this 7801-nucleotide messenger RNA. Its product is annotated as unconventional myosin-IXAa-like. Gene Ontology annotation, cellular component: myosin complex. The transcript is spliced from 33 exons. Lineage: Eukaryota; Metazoa; Arthropoda; Insecta; Hemiptera; Phylloxeridae. Gene Ontology annotation, biological process: intracellular signal transduction. The coding region runs from base 420 to 6260 and encodes 1946 amino acids. Gene Ontology annotation, molecular function: ATP binding; GTPase activator activity; microfilament motor activity. The record is from RefSeq and is a predicted model, not a curated record.
AUGCGUAGCGGUAUUCAUCUCAGUCCGGAGUAGUAAUUUCUGUUUUUUCAGUCUCGUUAUAAGAAAAAAUAUUUACCGACGUGAAUUCUUUAUCGGGAAUUUAAAAGCUACAAAUUUAUCCAACGUUAUUCAUUAUAAUGUUGGGUAAAUGUCUACCUACCUGAUUGUUUAUCAACGCAUUACCGACCUCCUUUGGUCUCGUUUCGUCUAUAAUCUAUGUGUACUUAGUGAAGUGCGUGAGCUAUUGAAAGUGCUUACCGGAUAAUUCGUUGCUUACUAAGUGCAAAACGAUGAGAUAUUUGAAAUUUUAUUAUUAUUUCAUCUUUUAGUCAUGUAAUCAAAACACGUAUUUACUGAUACACAUGAAAAAUUUCAAAUAAUCAAUGACACAAUUUGUUAGAGCCUAAAUUUUAGGUGACAUGGGUGAAGGCAAUCAGAGAUACAUAGUACAAGUAUUUGUAGGUGCACUAUCACAAUGCUAUGAAGCACUUAGUGUAGAAGCUAGUAAACAAACUACUUCAGAUGAAAUUGUCAGUUGCAUUGUAGAACGCCUCUCUUUAUCGGGAGGAUGUGGUACAGGCUAUGGCGGUACUUUUGAAUUAGCUGAAGUAGUUGGAGAUGCUCUUGGUCGAGAAUGUAAAGAGCGUAGGCUUGGUCCUUUAGAAUGUCCGGUGGCUGUUAUGCUAUUAUGGCCUCAGCCUCGUAGAAAUACACAACAAGAAUAUUAUAGAUUUUAUUUAAGAGAAAAAUUAUCAGAUAAUUUAUGGGCUGAUGGUUUUACCAUGGAUCCACAACUUAUACGAGAUUAUUUCUAUAGAUUUCUUUAUCAACCUCAAGAUAGAGAGUACCCAGACCUUUGUCAGCUUCCAGAUCUCAAUGAACAAACACUUUUAGAUAACCUCAGGGCACGAUUUAUUGCUGGACAUAUUUAUACUUAUGUUGGGUCAAUUUUAAUUGCUGUUAAUCCUUUUAAGUUUCAUCCAAUAUAUAAUCCAAAAUAUGUAAAGCUGUAUCAAAACAGAAGACUUGGUCCAGAAUUGCCUCCACAUAUAUUUGCAAUUGCUGAUGCAGCAUAUCACUGCAUGCUAAGGGAAAGAAAAAAUCAGUGUAUUGUGAUAAGUGGAGAAAGUGGUAGUGGUAAAACUGAAUCAACUAAUUUUCUUUUACACCAUCUCACUGCAUUGAGCCAAAAAGGAAGCCACGGUAGUGGAGUUGAACAAACAAUACUUAGCGCAGGUCCAGUAUUAGAGGCUUUUGGUAAUGCUAAAACUGCUCAUAAUAAUAAUUCAAGUAGAUUUGGUAAAUUCAUUCAGGUAAAUUACAAAGAAAAUGGAAUGGUACAUGGAGCGGUUGUACAGAAAUACCUACUAGAAAAAUCUAGAAUAUGUUCUCAAGGUCAAAAUGAGCGAAAUUAUCAUGUGUUUUAUUAUUUAUUAAAUGGGGCAAAUGAUACUGAAAAAGAAUCUUUACACCUCCAUAAAGUAGAAUACUAUAACUAUUUAAAUGGGAGUGGUUGUUAUACUUUGGGAAAUUUAGAUGAAAAAUAUGAAUUUUCUAGACUAAAACAAUCAAUGGAAAUGGUCGGGUUCACCCCAGAAAAACAACGUAGAUUGUUUGCUGUACUCUCUGCUGUUUUACUUCUAGGUAAUGUUGACUUCCAACCUCGGAAGUCAGCAUAUCAUCACGAUGAAGCUGUUGCUGUUCGUAAUCCUGAAAUAGUUUUUUUGAUUUCUCAACUUUUAAGAGUAAAACAAGAAACUUUACUAGCUGCAUUAACAGCAAAACGAGCUAAAGCUUCUGGAGAAACAUUAGUAAUAAAUUAUAAAUUACCUGAGGCUAUAGCAGCUAGAGAUGCAAUGGCUAAGUGUCUUUAUGGGGCUUUAUUUGACUGGAUUGUUUUGCAAGUUAACCAUGCUUUGUUAUCAAAAAAAGAUACUUUAAGAGAUCACCAAGGAAAUUCUAUUGGAGUUUUAGAUAUAUUUGGUUUUGAAGACUUUGGGAAUUCUAACAGUUUCGAACAAUUUUGCAUCAAUUAUGCUAAUGAACAUCUUCAGUAUUAUUUUAAUCAACAUGUUUUUAAGUAUGAACAAGAAGAAUAUAGAAAAGAAGGAAUAAAUUGGAGUGAUAUAGAUUUUUUAGAUAACACUGGUUGUUUACAAAUGAUAGAAGGUAAACCAAAUGGUUUAUUGUGUGUAUUAGAUGAUCAGUGCAAUUUUCCUGGUUCAUCUUGUGAAACAUUGUUACAAAAAUUUAACUCUGUUCAUAAAGACAAUAAAUUUUAUGAAAUGCCUCAACGUAAAGAGAAUGCAUUUAUUGUUCGCCAUUAUGCUGGAAGAGUUAAAUACCAGGUGUUUGAAAUGAGAGAAAAAAAUUUAGAUUUAAUGCGUCAAGACAUUGUUGGUGUUUUAAAAAACAGUAGUAUGGCUUUUGUAAGAGAACUAGUUGGUGCUGAUCCAGUUGCUGUUUUUCGUUGGGCUAUUGUAAGGGCAUUUUUUAGAAGCUAUUUUUCAUUUCAAGAAGCAGGUCGAAAACAUCGCCAAAGUAGAGUAGAUGGUGUGAAAGCAUCCAGUAUAUCCUUAAGGUUUCGGAACAGUAUGCAAAAUGACAGUAUAAUCAGUCAUUUAGCAACAAUGUCAUCAGUAAAUCUCACCAUUAACCGCAUAGUGUACAACCCAAAAAUGUUAGCUAAUUCCUCAUCCUAUGGAGGAGGAUAUGUUUUAAAUAUUGGUAAAAAAUUGGCAUCUAAUCCAAACAUUGAACAAAAUAUACAUAAAAAUCAUACUACUUUGAAUAAAUCUGUCAGUGCAGACACAAAUAAAUCUUAUAAAAGCAUAAUUAAUGAAGAUGUUAAAAAUCGAAGUAACUACAAAUCUGCUGAUGAAGAUAAAGUGAUUGAACGAGCUACCCAAAUUGUUAUGAAAAAUAAAUCAUUUAGACCAAAAGAUCGUGGUAAUAAAGGCCUCAAAAAUUUACAAAGUGUAAAAACUCUUGCAGGAAGAGUUCAAGUUCAAGGAACUAUAAGUAGUAAAGCUCGUAAACAGCCUCUUACAGUUACAGCUCAAUUCCAAAUGUCUUUAAAUAGUCUAAUGGAAACACUUAAUCAAGCAAAUCCAUUUUUCAUCCGUUGUAUCAAAAGUAAUGGUAAUAAGGUGGCUAAUUUGUUUGAUCAUGACACUGUUCAAAGACAACUCCGUUACACAGGAAUGUUAGAAACUGUGAGAAUUCGUCAAGCUGGUUACAAUGUACGCCUGAGUUAUGAUGAAUUCGUUCAGCUUUAUAGAAUACUAUUACCAAAAGGACUUCAUAGUAAUUCACAAGAUGUCAAAAGUUUUUUACUAACUCUUAACUUAGAUCAUGACAACUUUCAACUCGGUGAAUCUAAAGUGUUUUUACGUGAGUGUGAAAAGUUAAAAUUGGAUUUUAAACUUCAUCAACAAAUUAUGGCAAGUAUUGUAAUAAUACAACGUUGGUUCCGUACAUUAUUGCAAAGAAGACAAUUUCUUAAAAUAACUUGGGCUACUGAAACAUUGCAGUCUUGGUGGAGAAUGAUAUUAGCUCAAAGGUUUGUAAAUAAAAUGAGAAUGGAUGAAACUGCAGCUGUGUAUAUUCAGUCGGCAUGGCGUAAACACAAAGUUUCCAGUUGGUACAAAAAUUUAAGGCGUAGUGUUAUUACUAUUCAAGCUCAUUCACGGGGUUAUUUAGCUAGACGGAAAUUUUCACAGAUCAAAAAAAUGAGAACAAGUAUAUCUGCACCCCAAAUUAUUAAUUCAAAAGAAUCAAGUCAAGAAGAGCUACAUGAUUCUGAAAGUAGUGGUGCAAAAGGCGAUAGUGAAUCAGAAGUUGAUCCAAAAUGUAUAAAAUUAAAAAUACACCAUACUACUUCUAGAGAUGACCAAUUUAGGAUACCUCGUAGAAAAAUAUCAGGGCGUCGUAUGAGAAUAGAAUCAAUCCCUGCUGAUAUAAUUCAAGUAAACGUCAAUAAAACAGAUGGUCCUAUUAAAGAUGCAUCAGCUUUCAGUGAUAGCGAAAUUGAUGAAAAUCAUAUUAAACCAGCUAAUAGAAUUCGUAAUGAAAAACCUAAUGAAUGUAUUAGUAAACGGACCAUGUUAACUAGAACUCCACAUGUUAUCCCUGAACCUACAGCUCCUGCACGUCUUAUGAGUAGACUUCGAGUGUCAGCAACAGAAUCAACACCUGAUCCACCAAAAGUAAAUGAAAAAGAGUUAAAAAGAAGAAACAGUGAUGGUUCCACUGCACAUAAUAUAAGAACAGAAGAACCCAAAUUGACUUAUUCACCUUCUUUUGAACUACUAGAAUGGAAAGGUACUACAAUGUUUACCAUAGCGGGUCAUAGAUUUAGAAAAUUAGGAAGAUUCACACCACAAGAUAAGUGCUCAUACUGCAAUAAACUUAUGGAUGCAUUUUUAACUCAAGGACACAAAUGUUCUGAUUGUAAAAAAUUGUUCCAUACAAAGUGCAUUCAAAAUGGUGGUGUGUUACAAAUGCCCUGUAUACAUCAAAAUGGAAAUAAUAGACCAAAUAAUAGAAGAAAACCUAGAAAACCUAUGUCAGCUGGCAAUAAAGCUCAUAUUACGCCUAUCAUUACAAACAGUCAAAGCAGUUCAGCUGUUGGAAAGUUUAGUUUAACCGGUACAUCCGAAUUUACAGAUAGAACAGAUAAAAUUAUAUCUGAUGUUCGUGAACUUAAGCUUAUGCAAGAUUUCAUAACUAAAAAGUUGUACAAAAUAGAACGUGAAGAAGUAAAAAAACCAUCGCAUGUUGAUAAAAUAUUCAAAGAAGCACUGCGAGAAUUUAAAGAUAAUCUUAUUGCAACAUAUAGUGUUGCAAACAAACAAGGAAAUGGACAAGUUCUUAACAUCAAAUAUAAAGAUUUGAUCGCUAAUUUUUUGCAUGUCAUUGAAACUGUUUGUGGUAAUGAAAAAAUUCAAGAUGACUUUCCAGUAACACUAUGUGUAAAUGCAUUCCGCGGUUUUAUGAAUGAGUUCAUGAAUCAAAAUCGAGUUGAUACUGAAAAGCCUAGUAAAGGAAAACGUAAAAAAGAAAAAAAAACAAAAUCAGAAGAUCAUAUUACUCAUGGUGGACAUAUUUUACAAAUGAGUAUGAUAAAUAUACCUACUGCAUGUGAAGUUUGUACGUCAUUCUUUCUAUGGCCUAUUGAAAGGAGUUUGGUUUGUCGAAAUUGUAAAUUGACAUGCCAUAAAAAAUGCUAUCCUCGAGCCAACAAGGAAUGUUUAAAAGAUGUAAGCUCAAAUAUUCAGUCAAAAGGCAGUUUUGUAGUCAAAGGAAAAGUUUUUGGAAGACCCCUAUGUGAGUUAGAUCUAAGUAUGGGAAAAGUACCUGCAGUUGUUGAGUGCCUAAUUACAAUUAUUGAAAUGUAUGGAAUGUAUACUGAAGGAAUUUAUCGUAAACCAGGACUUACAACUCGAGUGAAUGAACUUAAAGAACUUAUAGAUAAUAAUGAUGUAAGCAAAAUAGAAUUUGAGAAAUAUCAGGUUCAUGUUUUAGCUAGUGUUCUUAAAUCUUUUCUUCGUGACAUGCCAGAACCAUUAUUAACAUUUGAUUGUUACGAUGAUUUUAUUCGUGCUGCUAGCUUAUCAGAAGAUAGAGUAUCAACUUUGUUCAAUAUUUUAAAAAAAUUGCCAAAAGUCAAUUAUGACUUAAUGGAAAGACUUGUUUUUCAUCUUGCCAGAGUUGCUUUGCAUGAAAAUGUUAACCGAAUGAACGCAAGUUCAUUAGCCAUAGUUUUUGCACCUUGUGUUUUGAGGACUAAUAAAUUAGUACCAGCACAAGAAUCACUGCGUGAUAUUGAACAACAAACUUUAUGUAUUAGCUCUAUUAUAAGUCAUCAAAUGGACAAAAUUAAAUCAACUUUAGCUGAUAUUGACACAUUAGAUACUGCUCAUCAUACUGCUACUCACCGCUUAUCCUCUUUACGAAUUUCUAAAGUGUAUGGGCCUACUGAAGGACCAGGUAAAAUGGAUGAGGAAGAAAAAAUGUUAGUUGGACAAAUACAUGAAAUUAGAAAAGAAAAAGAUUUCUUAACAUCAAAUUUACCAAGUUUAAGACGCACUAAUUCAGAUGAUGAUCUUUUAUCAACUGAUGACGGUAGUUUAGAUGAUGUUGAUGCCAAUUCUAGUACAAUUGGAAGUCGUAAAGCUAAACUAAGAAAUGUUACAAAAAAAGUAAAACGAUCUAGUAAUACUACAAUAGACAGUGAUGAAGACCCUAUUAUGGUUUGAAUACUAAUUGAAAAAUACUAUAUUUUAACUUUUUAUACCGACAAUUUUUUUUUAUGUUUAUAAUAAUUUAUCAAUUAAAUCUUAAGUAUAUUUUGUUGUUGACUUGAUAAAAUAAUUGAGUUGUCCCAAAGGCUGUUACUUUUGUAUAACUUGUUGUUUUUGUGAAAUAGUAUAUUUCCUUUAUUAAUUGGAUAGUUGGUGCUAUGUUGUUAUUUAUUAUUUUUAAUGAUGGUGUACAAAGAUAUUGUGUUUUAUACAAAAAGACUGUUACAAGAAGGAGUUGUGGUUUAUAAUUCUAUUAUUUGUUAUUAUUUCUUUAGAAAUCAUUUAUCAGAUAUAAAUUACAACAAAUCAAGUUUUUUACAUACUUAAACAAAAUUAACAUCAACACUUAGAUUUGUAUAAUCAAAUAUUUAAGAUAUAAAAGAAAUAUUCUUACUCCUUCUCAAAAAUUUGUUAAACUAUUUUUAUGAAUUUUUUUUUUUAAUAAGUAUGAGACAAUUAUUUUUUUAAUCUAAAAUAUUAUAUAUAAAAAAAAUUUUAAAUGACUGAUAUUAUAUAAUAAUUUAAAAUACAAUUUCCAAAAUAUAUUAUUAUAAUUUAAAUUUAUAUUUGCAAACUACUUAAUGAUUAAUCCAAAGUUGAUUGAAUAUAAUUUGAAUUAAUAAUUGCAAUAUGAUAACUUUAAUUUUAAAAAUUAAAGUCAAUUCGAACAAAUUAUUAACUACUAUUCUUAGUUGGUUUAUAAAAUUCAUUAAUUUGAAACUGAACAAACAAUAAAGUGUUCAUUUUUUUCUUUAAAUUAUCUUAUUGAGACAUUUUAUAACUUUAUCUUUAAUUUUAUUUAUUUGAGAAUUGGAUUAUAUUUAAUUUAGUACUUCAAUAUUUUAUAAGAAUACUUAUAAUUUUUGUAAAACAUUUUGAAAUUAUUCUAUGCCAGUUUUACACUUAAUGAGGUCUGAUUAUUUUUAUUUUUUUCUUUAUACAACUUAUAUUGUUAGACUAUUAUAAAUAAUUUAUGUAAAUAAUCAUAAUUGAAUCAUAUAUAAAUUCUACAAAAUUUGUGAAAAGUGUUAAAAAUAUAUAUUAUAUAUAUUUAUUUGUUGUUAACAUUAACAAUUGUUAAAUAAUAUAAGUACUUAUUCCACCAAAAAUUUCAUUGUUUAUGAAUUUUAAAUAUUACUUUUUUUAUUUUAGUACUACUUAUUUUCAUAUUAGUUAUUAAUUUUACAUUCCUGUUAUUUUUUUAAAACAAUUUCAUAUGUAUUACCUUGAUAUUUUAAAUAUUUUACUAUUAUAAUAAACUACACCUAUAAAUUGUAACAGAAAGUUCAGUUUUUUUUUUUUUUGUUAAGCUGUUACACUGAUUGCAUAAAUAAUUACUUCUAAUAUUAAUGUUGUGUAGUCCUAUGUAAUAUUAUCUUAUCUGUGAUCUAUCUUCCAAUAUUUUUUGUAAUAAAUUUGAUCAUGUAUUUUUAUUUUGUACUGUUGUAUAGCUUAAAAGUGUAUAUACUUGUAAAAUAAAUUGUUUAAUACUACAA